Messenger RNA from Ochotona princeps (American pika), 1770 nucleotides. It is a transcript of the gene STK17B, whose product is annotated as serine/threonine kinase 17b. The record is from RefSeq and is a predicted model, not a curated record. Bases 300 to 1418 code for a protein of 372 amino acids. The transcript is spliced from 8 exons. Gene Ontology annotation, molecular function: ATP binding; protein serine/threonine kinase activity. Gene Ontology annotation, cellular component: nucleus. Lineage: Eukaryota; Metazoa; Chordata; Mammalia; Lagomorpha; Ochotonidae. Gene Ontology annotation, biological process: intracellular signal transduction; positive regulation of apoptotic process; protein phosphorylation.
CUGAGCCGGCUGCAGUUUUCAAACCUCAACUGUAAGCUCGGGUCCGGGUCGGUGCGGCGGUCGCCCGGAGUCACCUCACUUGGGGACCAGGUCGUCCGCGUCGGCUUCCGUUGCACCUCGCCACCCUGCCGCCCUCCCGUUGCCUCGCCCGGCCAAGGCUGGAGGAAGCGUCCUGUCCCGGCUUGUGGCGUGGGGCGGGACGGGAGCCCCCUCCGCGGGGGCAGCCUCGGGACCACCUGCUGCUGCCGGAGAGAUAGGUGAAAAUAAGUGAGAAAGAGCAUAUCUGGAAAUCAUCUAACAUGUCACGGAGAAGGUUUGAUUCCCGAAGUAUUUCAGGCAUGCUAACGACAACUCCUCAAACUCCAAUGAAAAUGGAAAACUUUAAUAACUUCUAUACACUUACAUCCAAAGAACUAGGAAGAGGAAAAUUUGCUGUGGUUAGACAGUGUAUAUCGAAAUCUACUGGCCAAGAAUACGCGGCAAAGUUUUUAAAAAAGAGAAGAAGAGGACAGGACUGUCGGGCGGAGAUCCUGCAUGAGAUCGCCGUGCUGGAGCUGGCAAAGUCCUGUCCCCGCGUGAUAAAUCUUCAUGAGGUCUACGAAAAUGCAAAUGAAAUCAUUUUGAUAUUGGAAUAUGCUGCAGGUGGAGAAAUUUUCAACCUUUGCUUACCUGAGCUGGCUGAAAUGAUUUCUGAAAAUGAUGUUAUCAGACUCAUCAAACAAAUACUUGAAGGAGUUUACUAUCUUCAUCAGAAUGACAUUGUGCAUCUUGAUUUAAAGCCACAGAAUAUAUUAUUAAGCAGCAUAUACCCUCUUGGUGACAUAAAAAUUGUCGAUUUUGGAAUGUCUCGAAAAAUAGGGAAUGCCUGUGAACUUCGGGAAAUCAUGGGAACACCAGAAUACUUGGCUCCAGAAAUUCUGAAUUAUGAUCCAAUUACCACAGCAACUGAUAUGUGGAAUAUUGGUAUAAUAGCAUAUAUGUUGUUAACUCACACAUCACCAUUUGUGGGAGAAGAUAAUCAAGAAACAUACCUCAAUAUUUCUCAAGUUAAUGUAGAUUAUUCAGAAGAAACUUUUUCAUCAGUUUCACAGCUGGCCACAGACUUUAUCCAAAGUCUUUUAGUAAAAAAUCCAGAGAAAAGACCUACAGCAGAGAACUGCCUUUCCCAUUCUUGGCUGCAGCAGUGGGACUUUGGAAGCCUGUUCCACCCUGAGGGAACGUCGAGUUCCUUCCCCGCUCAGGACCUCACCUUAAGGGCCUCUGAAGACAAGACGUCAAAGUCCUCCUGCAACGGGACCUGUGGUGACCGAGAAGACAAAGAGAAUAUUCCAGAGGAGAGCAGCAUGGUAUCCAAAAGAUUUCGCUUUGAUGAUUCACUACCCAAUCCCCACGAACUGGUUUCAGAUCUGCUGUGUUAGCACUUUCCUCUGGCUCACUUGGACUGAAUUUGACAUUUCAAUCCUCUCCAGUGUGAGGUUGUGGUUUGUAGCCUCCUACAUGUCUUGUUUAUAUUGUAAAUGCAUUUUUAAUAGAAGAAUGUAGGGAAGCAUUUUAAUGUCAAAUUUCUGAUUGUUAGCAUAAUAUCCUUUCUCAUCCUCUAGGAAAGAGAAAAUACGUAAAUAUAUGACAAAAGGUGAAAUUGCCUAUGUCCAAUUACCUAAUGAAAGAAUUCAUGCUGGAAUGAUCUUAUCAAAAUUAUUGACACAUCAGAAAAAUGGUUUGGGAUAUUGUGCUUGAUAAAAUGAACAAAAUGAAAAUGUUGAAAUUUAA